AUGGCGGUGACAGACAUCAUUCUCACUCCCUGGACAAUACCCAUCGCCCUUCUACUCUUCUUCGUUGUCCCUUACUUCACUUCCAACACAGAAUUGGGAGAUAUCCCAGGUCCAUUUUUUGCCAAGUUCACAAGACUAUGGUUGAUGCUCCAGGCUCGACAAGGGAAGAGAUAUCUUAGCGUUGAUGAAGCCCACAAGAAGUAUGGGAAGCUUGUCAGGAUCCAGCCAGACCAUGUUAGUGUAGCAGAUGAGUCUGCUAUCCAGGAAAUCUAUGGCCAUGGGAAUGGUUUCUUGAAGUCUGACUUCUAUGAUGCUUUCGUCUCAAUUCAACGAGGUCUCUUCAACACAAGAGACAGAGCAGAACAUACACGGAAGCGGAAGACAAUUUCACACACCUUCUCCACCAAAAGUAUCGGUCAAUUCGAAACCUACAUGCAUCAAAACCUCGACAUCUUUGUCAGACAAUGGGACACACUAAGUAACAAUUCUCACGGCCAAUAUGCCAAAAUCGACUGCCUCCACUGGUUCAACUACCUCGCGUUCGACAUGAUCGGUGAUCUAGCAUUCGGCCAACCCUUCGGCAUGCUAGAGAAAGGCAAGGAUAUCACCGAAAUCAGAAUGACGCCCGACGCACCCAUCAGCUAUGCCCCAGCGGUCCAAGUCCUGAACCGCCGUGGUGAAGUGUCUGGAACCCUCGGCUGUCUCCCGCAGCUCAAGCCAUAUGCCAAAUACCUUCCCGACCCAUUCUUCAGCCAAGGACUUGAAGCUGUCCAGAAUUUGGCUGGUAUUGCGGUGGCACGAGUCAGCCAACGGCUAGAUGGGAAGCAAGACCCUGGCCGUGUUGAUCUCCUCGCGCGACUUAUGGAAGGCAAAGACGAGAAAGGCGACAAGCUUGGCCGCGAAGAACUCACUGCCGAAGCACUCACUCAGUUGAUCGCCGGCUCCGAUACAACAUCAAACACUUCCUGUGCGAUCCUUUACUGGGUGUGCAAGACCCCUGGUGUGUUAGAGAGGCUGCAGAAAGAGCUCGAUGCUGCCAUCCCAGAGGGUCUUGGUAUGGAUGUUCCAACAUUUGAAAUGGUGAAGGACUUGAAGUAUAUGCAGAAUGUCAUCAAUGAAACUCUGCGCAUUCAUUCUACCUCCUCACUUGGCCUUCCUAGAGUUGUGCCUCCUGGAGAAGGCAUCACGAUUCUAGGCCACCACUUCCCAGCUUACACCGUGCUCUCCGUACCAGCAUACACAAUCCAUCAUUCAAAGGAGAUCUGGGGACCCGAUGCGGAUGAGUUCAAUCCUGAUCGCUGGAACGAUUUGACAGAUAGGCAAAAGAUUGGGUUCAUUCCCUUCAGCUAUGGCCCGAGAUCUUGUGUUGGACGAAACGUGGCGGAGAUGGAGUUAGCGCUCAUUGUAGCGACUACUUUCAGGCGAUACGAGUUUGAUCUUUACCAGAACACGCUGGAAACCAGAGAGGGUUUCUUGAGGAAGCCAUUGGAGUGCAUGGUAGGGAUCAAGAAGAGGAAGAAUAUCUGA
Hyaloscypha bicolor E is the source of this 1527-nucleotide messenger RNA. Its product is annotated as putative benzoate 4-monooxygenase. Gene Ontology annotation, molecular function: iron ion binding; heme binding; oxidoreductase activity, acting on paired donors, with incorporation or reduction of molecular oxygen. The transcript has 2 exons. Bases 1 to 1527 code for a protein of 508 amino acids. NCBI's taxonomy places the organism in Eukaryota, Fungi, Ascomycota, Leotiomycetes, Helotiales, Hyaloscyphaceae. The record is from RefSeq and is a predicted model, not a curated record.